Molecule: messenger RNA, 2292 nt
Organism: Stylonychia lemnae
Lineage: Eukaryota; Ciliophora; Spirotrichea; Sporadotrichida; Oxytrichidae
Source: the annotation of a GenBank genome assembly
AUGGACGAUCAUAGAAGAGACGACCACAAAGACAGAUUUGAUCAUUUGCAUCACGCUCCAUCUAAAGAGGACUUGCCUGAGAAGCAGUAGAUUCAACUCAACCUCUACUCAAAGCAAUUGGAUUUCUUUGCAUUUGAGAAUCAUAUGAGAUAGAUCAUGCACACAGUAUUAGAACCUAUUUCUUCAAAGUUGUCGGAUAACAGAUUAUCAGUCGAUUUAUUGAGAAAAGAUUUUGAGAUAAGCGAGAGAAUAGUCUCAAAUCUAGAGGAAAUAGUAUUAAAUAAAUAGAAAAAGAAUAAUCUCACUGUAUUCGACAAACUCUACAAUAAGCUAGCAGAUAUAGCGAGCGAAUCUCACGAGAGAGAUGAAGAAUUAAAAAAGAAAUUAGAUAUCUUGACAAUCAGAGUCAGCUAGAAUGAAGAAAAUAUAUUCACCCUAUUGGCAUAAAAUCAAAGAAUUGAAUCACAUAUACAUAUAGCUUUAAAAGAUGUCUCCACAGUCUAAACUGAGACUUAACAGUUCAAAGAAAAAGUAGAGACCAUACUGAAGGAAGAAACUGACUAAGUGAAUCAAAGAUGGGCUUAGAUAAGGCUCAGAGUGAAAUAGAUAAAUGAUCUCGUAAAUGAUGUUUAAAAAUAAUAAAACUUCGCACAAGAUGACAUUAGUAGAUAAUCAAACAUGUUGAUCUCCCACUAGACCUACAUUGAAGCCAUGAACAGACGAAUAACCCUUAACGAGUAGAUCAAACUAGAUGAAAAAACAUUUCAGUAAAAUGAGAAAAUGAUUGACUAAAGAUUGAAGGAGUUGAACAAUAAAUGUAUCGAUGUGAUGAAUAAUUUGAAGUCUACAGAUAAUUACUUGGAAAAGUAUCUGCCUUUUAAUGUAUUCUGCUAGCUAUUUGAGGUAUUAAGACUAACUUUAGACUAAAAUCAUAUAAAAAGAGUCAAGGAUUAUGAGGAAUUUAGGUUGAAAGAACUGUAUGAUAUAAUCUUGACUGACUAGGGCGAUACUAAAACCACAUUCAACAAGAAGUAUGUUAUUUAACCAGUGGGUUAUAAUUUUGACGAGCUAAAGAGCAAUGAAACAAAGCUUCAAUCAAAAAGUAAAAGAUUUAUUAUGGGUAGACCAAGCUUAUCUUCAUCAAUUAAGCUUGAUGACGAAGGAAAUCCAAUACCAGAUCCCAUAAGGCAACCAGGGAAAAAUUCAUUUUAUGGAAUGGGAGCUCGUUUCUAGUAAAAGAAAAAGAAUCCUAGGAAGAAAAACGAUUCUUUGCCAGAACUCACUAGAGCUUCUUAAUCUAUGAAGGAACAAAGGCCAGAGCCAAUGACUGCAAAAGAUCUUAAGAAUUCUCCCUUAAAAACUUUAGUUGAAGAUCCCAAAGGAGAAGAUUUCAGUUAAAUUACAUUUAGUGAUGAGGAGGAAGAAGUGGAUGUUGAAGUAGACGAGAGAAUGAAUGAUGCUAUUGAAGAUCUCUUAGCUAAUAUGCACGAAGAUAAUAGCAGUUUAGGCAUAAAAAAUCUAGAUUAUCUUAAGAAAAAGUUAUUUGAUCCAGAGAUAGAACUUAUUAUGAAGAAAGUCGAUACAAAAAUAAUUGAAAUGAAUUAGAAAUUUGAAGAGGAGCGCAAGAAAUUCCUAGUUGAUUAUCAAAUAAUCAAUUCUCAUAAGAACUCUGUUAUAGAAACCUUUGCACUCGAGAUUGAUGGGUUCAACAAAAAGAUGGCUGAGCAUUAAACGAAUCUAUAGUCUGGUAUAUAGAAGUUUUAGAUAUAAAUUGACAAACUGCAGAAUAUGUAUAAUUACCUAUCCAUUAAGAUAGAGAAUGUAAGAGCUAAGAGUCAAGGUCCUAGUGGUAGCUCUACAAGUCACUCAGUAUAUCAUACUCAAAUGAGGAACAACAUGACAGAGAUAAAGAGUAGGAAUUUACAUUCAUCUACCUUAAUCACAGAUCAUGGAAAUAGGACAAAUCAGACAAAUGCUAGUACAAGAAUAUCUAAUUAUAAUGUUACUAGCGCCCUAGAUUAAAUUAAAAGCUACAAUAACCAGAAUCUUUACAUAUAAGGUGGACAGGUUAUCACAUCCAGUGACUCUUUGAAUUAAACUGUACAUGUUGGAGGCAAAGAAGAUGUUCACUUGCAUUCCUAGAAUGUUUUUUAGACAGCUGAAAAUAGACCAAGGACUGCGAUUAUCAGGCCUCAUAAAUCCAAGAACAAGAGAAUGAUAGUUAUACCAAUGAAUAAUAGCAAUAACAAUAACAAGCAAGAUGCAAGUUUGUAAAAUUCCCUUAUACUCUGA